Trichechus manatus latirostris (Florida manatee) is the source of this 2158-nucleotide messenger RNA. RefSeq names its product 60S ribosomal protein L36a-like. The coding region runs from base 1295 to 1720 and encodes 141 amino acids. Gene Ontology annotation, molecular function: structural constituent of ribosome. Gene Ontology annotation, biological process: translation. Lineage: Eukaryota; Metazoa; Chordata; Mammalia; Sirenia; Trichechidae. The transcript has a single exon. The record is from RefSeq and is a predicted model, not a curated record. Gene Ontology annotation, cellular component: ribosome; cytosolic large ribosomal subunit.
UGGGUGGUGCAAGGGUUUUGCGAUCGGCAGCUAACCUAAAUUAAAGGUUGGGAGUUCAAACUCACCCAGUGGCACUGUAGAAGAUAGGCCUGGCAAUCUGCUUCCAUGAAGACUAGAGACAAGAAAACCCUAUGGAGCAGUUCUACUCUAUAACGCGUGGGGUCACCACAAGUCAGAACUGAUUUGAUGGCAAUGGGUUUGGUUUUCGGGGGUUUUUUUUCGGUUAAAUCUCUCUCCAUAAAUGGAGUAGACGCUGGUGAGAUGUCACAAUAUUGAGUGUUAUUAAAUUGUCAAUCUCUCCAAAUUAAUGUACAAAUCCAAUGCAAUCUCAAGCAAAUCCCAUCAGUCACUUCCGUGGAACCUGACAAGCUGACAAUUUCACAACUCAUAGUGAAAUACAAGAUUUAAAAACCAUACCUUUUCGAAUGGCUAAAAUUAAAAAGACUGAGCAUACCAAGUGUUGACAAGAAUGUUGAGAAACUCACACUGCUGGUAGAAAUGUAAACUGGUACAAUGACUUCGGAAAACAGUUUCAUAGUUACUUAAAAAGUUAAAUCUACACUACCAUGUGAUCCAGCCAUUCCACUCCUAAAUGAAAGCACGUGUCCAUACAAAAACUUGUACACGAAUGUUCAUAGCGGCUUUACUUGUAACAGACAAAAAAUGGCUAUAACCCAAAUGUCCAUCAGUAGGUGACUGGGUAAACAAACUGUGGUACAUGCAUAGCAAGAAGAAGGGAUAAACUAAUAAUACACCCAAAAUCAUGCGUGACUCUAAAAUAAUUACGCUAUGUAAAAAAAGAGGAAGAUAAAACCUAUACUGUGUAAUUCCAUUUAUAUAGAACUCUAGAAAAAGCAAAUUAAUCUACAAUAACAGCAGAUCAUUAGUUGCCUCAGGAGGAGAGUAUCUUGGACAGGUGGGAGCAAGGCAUUACAAAACAGCAGAGGAAACUUAUGGGGCUGACACCUACGUUCAUUAUCUUGAUUACGAUGGUUUCACAGACUGUAUAUACUUUAAAUAUGUGCAGUUUAUUAUACGUCAAUUAUACCUCACUAAAGAUAUUUUUUUAAAUCUGCAUUGAUUUAACUUUGGAUAAAACUUCCAUAAGCAGUUGAUUGUGGCAAAGAAACAUGAAAUAAUUCUAAUUACACUAAAAAUCAGGAGUCAAAAAACUAAGGCUACAGGCCAAAUUCAGCCACGCCCAUUCAUUUCUGUACAGUCUAUGGCUCCUUUCUCUACCACAGGAGAGCUGAGUAACUGCAAUGCAGACCUGCAAAGCAAAAAUAUUUAACAUAUGGCACUUGACAGAAAAUGUCUCCUGGAGGCACGAGCGGACCGCGGCGAAGAGAACCAAAGGCGAAGUUCCUGUUUACACUGCGUAGACAGCUCUACUGCAAAGAUGGUCAACGUACCUAAAACCCGAAGGACUUUCUGUAAGAAGUGUGGCAAGCAUCAACCUCACAAAGUGACCCAGUAUAAGAAGGGCAAGGAUUCCCUGUACGCGCAGGGAAAGAGGUGCUAUGAUAGGAAGCAGAGCGGCUAUGGUGGGCAGACAAAGCCAAUUUUCCGGAAGAAGGCUAAAACCACAAAGAAGAUUGUGCUGAGGCUUGAAAGUGUUGAGCCUAACUGCAGGUCCAAGAGAAUGCUGGCCAUUAAGAGAUGCAAGCAUUUUGAGCUGGGAGGCGAUAAGAAGAGAAAGGGCCAAGUGAUCCAGUUCUAAGCUUUUUCUUUUUAAUUUUGAAAAAUGUCAAAGCAAUAGAAAAAUUACCUGUAGGAAAAUACAGUGAUAGUCUUUUUCAAAAAAAAAAAAAAAGAAAAUGUUUGCUGACCUCUGCCAAGUAUCAAUUUAAGAGAUUACACGAUAAAAUAAACUGUUUCAAUUAUGAAACCAUUUUAAGAAGGAAAGACCAAUGUGGUAACAGAAUCAAGAAGCCUUUCCAGAAAGCACGAUUAGCACAAUGGCUUCGAAACCUCCCAUCGUAAAACAUGUCCACGCAUCAUCUUCUUUUGAACUUAGGGCACAGACCAUAUAAUGAACAGAAGAGGUAAAUGUAAACAUGCAUCAAAAAAACUCACUGCCCUGCGUCGAGUUGAUGCCUACUCACAGCAACCCUACAGAACAGAGCAGAACUUGCCCCACGGGGUUUCCGAGGCUGUA